Molecule: messenger RNA, 1325 nt
Organism: Schistocerca piceifrons (Central American locust)
Lineage: Eukaryota; Metazoa; Arthropoda; Insecta; Orthoptera; Acrididae
Product: muscle M-line assembly protein unc-89-like
Exons: 6
Coding region: 54-866 (270 amino acids)
Biological process (GO): synapse organization
Cellular component (GO): neuron projection membrane
Source: RefSeq, a predicted model, not a curated record
GACGGCGCCUCUGUGCAGAUCUGCCGCGAUGCGUCAGUCGCAACACGACCGCCAUGGGCCGCAGCUCGCUAAUACCCUGGGCGCCUCUAGUCGUCGCUCUGCUUUUCGUCACAGACCCAGUGUUCGCUACGGGCGUCUCUGAGGACUCCGACUUGGAACGCAGUCACACGUCGACCGUGAGAACGAGCGUCGGAGGGACGGCAUUCCUGAUGUGCCACUUGCCCAACAUCGGAAAAGAGGUGUACUGGGCACGGCAGCAGGCGGACAAAGUAUUCUUGAGACAUUAUAGGCACGUGUCCAUGGGAUUCAACCGCAUCGGAGCUUCCUGUUCGCAUCAAGAUGACGUCUGUUUGUUGACGAUCAGAGAUGUUCGGAAGACCGAUUCGGGACUGUAUAUCUGUGGGGUUGACAGCACACCGCCCAUCCGACGCUUCGUGUACCUCUCUGUUUCCGAGCCGGAGACGACAAUUUUGGGUGAGCCUUUUAGAACGCACUGGCAAGGCAGCGGUAUCAACCUGACGUGCGUAGUCCAGCCCCGGCGACAGCCAGAUGAUACUGUCCUGUGGAUGCACGACGAUUUGGUCAUCCACGCAGACCACGACUCCCGCAUCACCAUCAUUACAGAGACAGAUACCUCCACGAUAAGCCAACUGCUGCUCGAGGAUGCCCAGCCAACGGACUCCGGGACCUACACCUGCAAACUCCCCAAUGGCAACAGUGACAGCGUCGAAAUAGAAGUGAUGCAAGUGGUCAAAGACGAUUUCCAUGCUGCCAUGUCCGCGGGACACCGACCUCUAUCUGCGGUGCCACCAGCGGCUCUCGUGUUCCUCCUCAUCGCCGCCGCCGUCGGCAGCGUCUGCCGUUGACGGAGACGCCGCGGGAGACCCAGACUUUGGCUGUGCAGCCUGUGGCGGUGCUACCAACUCUGCGCUCCUCAUCACUCAAAAGACCAAGAAAUCUGAUAGCCAUUAGCGGUGUGUCACCUGAACGUCGAAGGGUUGAAUUCUGCUGCAGGAAAGUCGAAUAAGAUGACUUUGACUCGACCUUGCCACAGUAAAGUCCCCUAUCUCUUACAAAAGUGAUGAAGUUAUCCGUUGUUGAUGAUUACAGAGUGAAGAACUGGAUACGACAAUGUGGAUGAAUGCCCAAAGAAACAUAUUGGAUUAAGCACACUCUUUAGGCCAAAGAAUAUCUACUUUCUUUGGUUUUUACUUUGUUAUUUGGACAAAUGAAAGUUGAUAUGUUUUCGGUGGAUAGUUCAUCCGUAUGUUGAUACAAAAUUAAGUAUUAUAAUACGACAAGAAUAAAAAGUAAAACGGAAAACA